Galeopterus variegatus (Sunda flying lemur) is the source of this 2734-nucleotide messenger RNA. RefSeq names its product ariadne RBR E3 ubiquitin protein ligase 2 (gene ARIH2). The record is from RefSeq and is a predicted model, not a curated record. Gene Ontology annotation, biological process: positive regulation of proteasomal ubiquitin-dependent protein catabolic process; protein polyubiquitination; ubiquitin-dependent protein catabolic process. Gene Ontology annotation, cellular component: cytoplasm; ubiquitin ligase complex. The coding region runs from base 307 to 1791 and encodes 494 amino acids. The transcript is spliced from 16 exons. Lineage: Eukaryota; Metazoa; Chordata; Mammalia; Dermoptera; Cynocephalidae. Gene Ontology annotation, molecular function: ubiquitin protein ligase activity; ubiquitin conjugating enzyme binding; zinc ion binding.
GACGGAUCCUCCGAAGGAAGCAGCGCAGGCCCCACCGGCGUUGGCCCGCCGCCUUCGCCGUCGCUACACACCAAUCCGACCCCUGUGGCCCGAUCUGAUCGGGUCUGGCCUGCCCGGCCUCAGGGGCCUCGGGGCCGCGGCUCCCGAUGGAAAUCAUAUGACAGCGUAUUUGGGUGACAACUGCCUGAAAGAUCUUCAAGAAUUACAGAAGACAAAAACACUAAUGCGUUUCAGAAAGCGGUAAAGUUUGGGGGGAGGGGGAAAAAGCAACUGCUUUCCCGAUCUACAAUUUGGCUGGAUGCUAAGAUGUCCGUGGACAUGAAUAGCCAGGGGUCUGACAGCAAUGAAGAGGACUAUGACCCAAAUUGUGAGGAAGAGGAAGAGGAAGAGGACCCUGGGGACAUAGAGGACUAUUAUGUGGGAGUAGCCAGUGAUGUGGAGCAGCAGGGCGCUGAUGCCUUUGAUCCUGAGGAAUACCAGUUCACCUGCUUGACCUACAAGGAGUCUGAAGGUGCCCUUAACGAACACAUGACCAGCUUAGCCUCUGUCCUAAAGGUAUCCCAUUCAGUUGCUAAACUUAUAUUAGUUAAUUUCCACUGGCAAGUCUCAGAGAUCUUGGACAGAUACAAAUCCAAUUCUGCUCAACUGCUCAUUGAGGCUCGAGUCCAGCCUAAUCCAUCAAAACAUGUUCCCACAGCCCAUCCCCCUCACCAUUGUGCAGUGUGUAUGCAGUUUGUGCGGAAGGAAAACCUACUCUCUCUGGCCUGUCAGCACCAGUUUUGCCGCAGCUGCUGGGAGCAACACUGCUCAGUACUUGUCAAGGAUGGCGUGGGUGUGGGAGUCUCCUGUAUGGCUCAGGACUGUCCACUUCGUACACCAGAGGACUUUGUGUUUCCGUUGCUUCCCAAUGAAGAAUUGAGAGACAAAUACAGGCGCUACCUCUUUAGGGACUAUGUGGAGAGUCAUUACCAGCUCCAGCUGUGCCCUGGUGCAGACUGCCCCAUGGUUAUUCGGGUACAGGAGCCUAGAGCUCGUCGAGUGCAGUGCAAUCGGUGCAAUGAGGUCUUCUGUUUCAAGUGUCGUCAGAUGUAUCAUGCCCCAACAGACUGCGCCACGAUCCGGAAAUGGCUCACGAAGUGUGCAGACGACUCUGAAACGGCCAACUACAUUAGUGCCCACACUAAAGACUGUCCCAAGUGCAACAUCUGCAUUGAGAAGAAUGGAGGCUGCAAUCACAUGCAAUGCUCCAAGUGUAAACACGACUUCUGUUGGAUGUGUCUAGGAGACUGGAAGACUCAUGGCAGCGAAUACUACGAGUGUAGUCGGUACAAGGAGAAUCCUGACAUUGUCAACCAGAGCCAGCAAGCCCAGGCCAGGGAGGCCCUCAAGAAGUACUUGUUCUACUUUGAGAGGUGGGAAAACCACAACAAAAGCUUGCAGCUAGAGGCACAAACAUACCAGCGUAUUCACGAGAAGAUUCAGGAAAGGGUCAUGAAUAAUCUGGGGACAUGGAUUGACUGGCAGUACCUACAGAAUGCUGCGAAGCUCUUGGCCAAGUGUCGAUACACCCUGCAAUACACUUACCCAUAUGCAUACUACAUGGAGUCUGGACCCAGGAAGAAGCUGGCCCUGCCCCGGCUACAGCCCCUUCUCCUUUUGACCCUCCUGCUCUACCCAUACAGUUUGAAUACCAGCAGGCUCAGCUGGAGGCUGAGAUUGAAAACCUCUCAUGGAAAGUGGAGCGUGCAGACAGCUAUGACAGAGGGGAUUUGGAGAACCAGAUGCAUAUAGCGGAACAGCGGAGGAGAACCCUGCUGAAGGAUUUCCAUGACACCUAAGUUGGGACAUGAAUGUGCCAGGGUGAGGAAGAUGUGGCUGUGAGGUCUUCUGGCUGCGAUACUGCAUGCUGCAGGCUCUGCCUUUCAUGACCCCAGGCGACAGCUAGGGCCCCACUCCUGAGAGACACUGGCAACACACCUCUUAGUCAAUUUCUGUUUUCUUCUCAUCUUUUUGCUUUUUGUUUCUACCAGGGUAGAAGCUAUGUUGAAUUGGCAUCUUUUCAGGACUUUUAGUACUCCCUGGAUGGUUGUUGGGAGGGAGGAAAAGUUUUUUCCAAAUGGCUAUUAAUAGUAUUAGAUCAUUACAACUUAUGUAAUUUUAAAGGUUGUACAAUUAUAUAAAAAACAAAGGCAACCAAACCAUAGGAUAACACAGAGCCCUUUUUAAAAAUAAAUUGGCAUUGGAGUGUUUUACCCUCUAGCUAUUUUACUUAGAAUGUAACAUAUGCUGCCCACCCAUCCUGCCUCAGAAUGUCUGUACUGCAAGAGGGCCCCAGGGUGGCCUCUGCUUUUCAAAUUCACAUGUUUGACCACACCUGGAGUCCCAAGGAAAGAGCAAGGUGGCAGAUGGUGGGGAAUUGAGUUGGUCUGUGUAAUGGGCGUGGAGCACAGGGAGUCACAUCAUGCCUUCUGCCUUACCUUGGCACUAAGGAGACAGUACAGAAGAGGGUCUUCUUGCUAAGAGGUGUCUCUGGUGGCACUGUGUGUCUGUGGGCUCAUCUUUAUUCUUGAAAGUGAGGUUUACCUGGGCUAGAGCCCACAGCAAAACAUAGAUGGGCUUGUGGCCCUCCAGACUAGGGGUUCAGCAUGGUGUUUCCUUUUGUCUCCUAAAGAUAGAGAUCCACUUUUGAAGGGAAUUGUUCCUCCAAAUAAAUUUGUUUUACCUUGGUCCCUUC